Molecule: messenger RNA, 1906 nt
Organism: Diachasma alloeum
Lineage: Eukaryota; Metazoa; Arthropoda; Insecta; Hymenoptera; Braconidae
Gene: DEF8
Product: differentially expressed in FDCP 8 homolog
Exons: 6
Coding region: 369-1772 (467 amino acids)
Source: RefSeq, a predicted model, not a curated record
ACAAACAUCACAAACAAUAUUUAUUAAUCUACUUUUAUUCAGUUAAACCUCUGUUGAAUUUUUCGAUUGUGCAAACGUCGAGAGUCACAACGCCAAACACUGAGACGUCGAGAGGGGGAACCUUGGGACGAUCAGCGAUCAGCUGAUCGUCAAUUGCAGCAUGCAAGUUGCAAACAGCAAUGAUUCACUUGCUUCCCUUCACUCCACCCAAUUUCCAUGAUUUCACAUCAAAAGUGGCACUGGUGAUGUGUAAUUAGGGCUUGGUAACGCAGUGCGACAGCAGUUUGAUGUUAAUCAGUCGAAUUAUUUGAUUAGUAAUUAGUGAAAUGGACUGUUAUAUCGAGAAUUAGAGUUUGGAGAGGUGAAACAUGGCGGGAUUGACAGCCAACACGAGUGGUUCCACCUCGGAGCUGAAUUAUGCCAAGAGAACGAGGUCCAACAGCUCUGGGACAGCGUCAACACCAUCAUCCUCCUUUGAUUAUGCACCUGGUGAUGCAGAUGAUAGCUCGGGGAGUCGAGUUGCUGUUCCCUACAGCUUGAAGUCUGUGGAAGCGCUUCUGUCGUUAUCGAAAACAGCUACCCUAGAAGAUCUAACCGAGAUGGUGGAAAAAUGUAAGCAGAUGGUCCUCGAGAGUGACCAGUGCACAGAAGAGAGAAAGUGGCUGGUGAGGAGAUUGAUUGAGUUGAGAUUGAGGGCCCAAGAGCUACGAGAGACGUCCGACGCCAAUUCCUUGGAAACCCAAGUGAUACUGGGACAUCAUCUGGUGCCACAGAAGUAUCAGAUCUCCAGUUCUGGUCCCAUGUACUGUGAUCACUGCAGUGCAGCUAUUUGGAUGAUGCUGCAGUCCUGGUACAUGUGCAGUGAUUGCGGAUAUUGCUGUCACUGGAAGUGCAUAACAGACGUUCGUAGAGUCUGCGCCAAUGUCGUGGCGAGUGAGGCUGGAGGGUACAUCUUCACGAAGGAAAUUUGCCCUGAAAAAGGACUCUCAGCUCAAUUGUACAGAUGUGCAGAGUGUCACACUAAAAUAACCUUCACUUCCGCAAAAAGUCUGUCAUUGCCAUGCUUUGGCAGUCCUUUCAGACAAACAGACUCCACCUGGGUUGAACCGAGACUAUGUGACUACACAGGCCUGUACUUCUGUCAGAGAUGUCAUUGGAACACUCUAGCUGUGAUUCCAGCGAGAGUGAUAAGGAACUGGGAUCUAGACCCGAGGAAAGUCAGUCGUUCUGCUUCUCAAUUGCUUGGAUUAUUAAAUGAACGACCGGUAUUACCACUAGAGGAAUUAAAUCCGCAACUAUUUACGCUUGUACCUGAUUUAUCGGUGUUGAAGAGACUGCGAGAAGAACUCCAAAUGAUGAAAAAAUACCUGGUCUUCUGCCCAGACGCCGACUUCCAGGGUCUCCCCUGGCGCGUAGGUCUCCGCACCCACAUGAUCGAGAACUCUGGAAACUAUUCAAUGAAAGAUCUCAUCGAUCUGCAGAGUGGAGUGCUCAUGGAGGAAAUAACUGUUGCAUAUGUCGCAAUGAGGAAUCACAUCACUGAAUCCUGCGAGUUGUGUCAUGCGAGAGGACAUUUGUGCGAAAUAUGUGGGAAUAAUGAGGUCAUAUUUCCGUGGGACGCCUCUGCCGUUUCCUGUCAUCAGUGCAAUGCUGUGCACCAUCGAGUCUGCUGGUCUAAACGGAACCACUGUUGCCCCAAGUGCACGAGGAUAAAGAAAAGACUUGCAAGGGAGAGUGAAAAUUGCGGGUCUGGUGAUGAAGAAUCCGCUUAAUUAGAUUUUAUUGUAUUUACUGAUGACGAAGGGGAUUUAAUGAUUGACGAAAUCGAAUGGAAAUUUAUGAUAAAUUAUUGACUCGUAAUUUUUUUAUGAAUAACUAUGGUAAUUGAAUUGUUUAUUGGUGUUGA